This is a messenger RNA of Macrobrachium nipponense, 10386 nucleotides long. Its product is annotated as GATA zinc finger domain-containing protein 1-like. The coding region runs from base 106 to 942 and encodes 278 amino acids. Gene Ontology annotation, biological process: regulation of DNA-templated transcription; chromatin organization. Lineage: Eukaryota; Metazoa; Arthropoda; Malacostraca; Decapoda; Palaemonidae. Gene Ontology annotation, molecular function: sequence-specific DNA binding. Gene Ontology annotation, cellular component: nucleus. The transcript has 4 exons. The record is from RefSeq and is a predicted model, not a curated record.
AAACUUCCAUUGUUUACAUUUUAUAGAAAAGGUGUCAAGAACAGUCACCCAGUGGGAAGAAACUGCUUGUUUUGUUGACAUUCAUUCAAUUUCUCUGAUUCAAGAAUGGUCUUCGGAACUAAACCAGAAUGUGCAAAAUGUAAAGUUAACGAGAGCAGUAUUUGGCAAAAAGAUGACAGAGACCAGGUACUGUGUACAAACUGCUAUUCAGCCGCCACCCACUCUGCGCCUGGCUCUGUUCUCCCCAAGAAUCAGAAGGAAGUAAAAAAUGAAGACAACGACAAUGGAAAGAAGGACGAAGAAAAAAUGGAAAUAGAAGAGAAUAAAGAGGGCGAUUCAAGCAACGGUGGGAAAGAAGACGAACAAGAGGUUGACAAAGAUAGUAAGGAUUCAGCUAAAAAUUCUGAAAAACGGGACACUAAGCGCAGAACCCGCAAGGGACGCCAGGGUGGCAAGGGCAGCAUACCUAAAGGAAAAGGAAGGCGGUACAUAUUCAAGAAAAGUGCCACCAAAGCUCCAGUAGCUGUAGCUACACCAUGCACAUCAGAAUACUUGUUCUAUAAGAACUUGUAUUACCAAGUUGGUGACAUAGUCUCACUGAUAGAUGUUGACGGAGGAACGUACUAUGCUCAAAUUCGUGGGCUAUUACAAGACCAAUAUUGUGAGAAGAGUGCUGUCCUUACCUGGCUGAUACCAACCAAAGAAUCUCCACCACCUGAGGAAGGAUUCGAUCCAUCUACAUACAUUAUAGGGCCAGAAGAAGAUAUUCCUCGUAAACUUGAGUACAUGGAGUUUGAGUGCCAUGCCCCCUCCGAUUACUUCAAGGAUCGCACUUCUCCAUAUUCCACAAUUUCAUAUCGCCCACAGUCAUGCUUUGUAUGGUCAAGACUAGGUCCUCAAAUAAAGCCUAUAGAAAAAGCAAAAGAAUUAAUGGCUAAGUAAUUGAGGUGUUUGAUUGUAUGGAGAGAUUUUUUAUUUUCUGUACCCUCUAGAUGAUAAUGUUAGAAAUUUUAUAUUCAUGUUAAUGUGUCCUCUCUAUUAGUUUCAUAGGGAAAUAAUAAAAGAUUUCUAUAGGUCCUAUACAGGUAUUUUGUAUAUUUUUUUUCUCUGUUUGAGGUAAUUUUUAAUUAGCUUGAACUAUUUUAGAGUAAAGAUAAUGAAAAAUUUAUCUAGAACACUUGGAUAAAGUGAUGGCAGUAACCAAAAUUGGAACAUUUAGAAUGCAAUAGGUAAAGAGUUUGACUCAGACUGUAAAUGACUAUUUUAUUGAGUAUAAGUAGACACCAUAAGAAAGAAAACAGUUAGUCCAGAGGGACUUCAUUGCAUGUGCUAAGUUUUAAACUAAUAUAUAAAUAGCAGUACAGUAAUACAAAUGCUCCUAGCUUUAUGAUGAUCUGACUUACAGUAUGAUGCUGCUGUAGUGUAGAGUCUGUUAAUAGGAAAAUGAGUGUCUAUUGUAAUGCUUAAUUGUUCUGUCGUUUAUAAAGAAAUUUCUUAUUUUUAUUAAUAAUAAAAAAUUGUAUAUUUACUACAAUGUUGUUCAUAAACAUAAAUUACGAUAAUACCCUUGAGAAUUACAGUAGCAUUAGUAAGAAACAAUAAGAGACUGUCAGCCACUGUUUUGAAUUUUCUCAUAGUUAUGAGUUAUUUAUAUUUAUUUGGGAUGAAUUUUACCUACUGUUAGAUAGCUCAGAUCUCCGAGUUGAUAGGUAAGAUGACAUCCAAACAAAAGUAAAGUUCAAAUGGCUGCCAGGAUGACUAACGAAUACACCUGUUCUCCAUCAUGUGUAGUAUUUGGAAUGUUUAAGCCCCUAUCAGAAUUCUCCUUUUGCUGCCAUUGUGUACAGGUACUUAUUGGUACAGUCCUCGGUUAUUAGUGGGGAUUCCGUUCUGACGGCGUAGUGAUAAGCAAAAAUCGCCUAGAACUGAAAUCUGCAAUUUUUGGGGCUUAUUGGCGCCAAUAACUGGUCAGUGGCGCCUCUGUUAGGUGUAUGUUGGGGGAGGCAAUUACUUGCUAUUACCAUGCUCCAAAACCACAGGCGCCCCCCCAUAGGGGGUUAGUGCCGUCAGUGCAUCUCGUUCGGUGCAAUGUAGGCAUUACUCAAAGUUCUUUGCACCAUCCCUUUGGCCCUUGCUACAACCACUUUCAUUCCUUUUACUUUAUCUCCAUUCAUAUUCUCUUUCUUCCAUCUUACUGUCCACCCUCUCCUAACAGUUGUUUCAUAGUGCAGCUUUGAGGUUUUCCUCCUGUUACACCUUUCAAACCUUUUACUGUCAAUAUCCGUUUCAGUGUUAAAUGGCCUUAGUUGCCCCAAUGCUUGGCCUAAUGCCAAAAAUCUAUAUGAAUCAAAUGUAUUGGGGCCAUACUCUAUUAUCAUUGCCGAUAACCAGAAUUUGGCGUGUUCCAAUGCCAAAAAUUGCCAAUUUUCGGUGCUACACAAAUGCCAUAAAACCAGAUUGCCAAUAACCGAGGCCGCCAAAAACUGGGGACUUCCUGUACAUGGUUUUGAUUAUGUGCUGGUAUCACGACACUACUUUCAUUUUCCCUAGGAUAUCUUCCACUGGAAUCAAGGCUAAGAACAUCAGGUUCUGUAGGAAUGAUUACGCACUGUUACCAGGAUGUUGAAUGUUGACACAGUUUGUGCCAGAAGCAUUGGGUAUAAAGACUGAUCUUGAGAAUAGAUGUGAGGAAGUAGGGAUUUUUUAAGUACUUCUGCUUAGGUUCGUUAGUAUAGGAAGAGAAGGGAAGCAGAUAGAUUGCGAAAGCAGAUAGUUAGGUCAGGUCACCAACUUGUUAUUUCUUCCCCUUCUCAGGUCCUUUGUCUUUCAUUAUUCUUACUCUGUUUAUGGCUUUUUCCUCUGCUAAUACUUUAGCUAGUACUAAGACUUCCUCUUUAGCUCCACCUUCUGACCCCCUUCAGUUCAGGGAAAGCAUAUUUGUCACAGUAACUUCUGUUCUUUCAAAGCUAGAUAUUGUUCUAGCUACUUGGCUUUCUAAGAGUGUGUCAUAGGCUUAUAUACAAAAUCAAUAAAAUUAGUCACAGGGGGGUAGUAGAAGGAUCACUCAUCAGAGAGAUUAAAGUAAUAGAAGGAAACAAAGGUUUUACCUCAGAAGAUCCCAUAAGCCGAGGUUUGAUAUUAAAAGAAGCUAAGAUUGACCCUGCUGACCUGGAGAUUAGGUUUUCUGCCCAACAGACUUUUGGUGACCACUCCCUUACCACAAAGGUUAAUCGCAUUGACCAUCAGCUCAGGAUUUCAGAGCAACAAGAAGGGAUUAGCAACUCUCAAGGAAACCAAAACAGCCAUUACAUAAAUGACAGCUCAACGAGAAGAAGUUCCAGAAGACUGCUGGGCCUUGACCCAGGCUGACAACCCAAACAUCUCUUGAAAAUGGGCCAUAGAUAGGGCCUGAAAUACUAGAGUUUGGAGUAAAAUUAAAUGUAAUACUUAGAAGUAAACAAGUUACACAGUGAUUUUGUGGGUUUCUUUUUCAAUCUGCAGAAGAAAACUGAAAGAAAUUUUUGUUUGGUUCUCUCAAGUCUGUUGAGUCACUUUCAGACGAGGCAAGAGAGUCAUUGUAAUCCUCUCUUCCCCUCCUCCAAGCAUUUCCUGUUUUUGUUGACGUAUCACAUUAUUUUGCUCAGCUGACUUGUGUUGACUCAGGUGAGUUGAGUCGCUUCAGACUGUCUCUCUCAUUCAUCAAGUAAUGGAUUUGUUGCAGGUAGUCAGCUGCUGUUGUCCUCUGGCAGCAGAAGAGUUUAAAUUAGACAAAUCUCUUUCAGUUUGUCAGUGUUUAUUGGACCAUUGCACAUUGCUUUAUUCUCAUUCAGUGGAUGACAGAGGCCAUAUAGAGAAUAGGUAUCGGCUGUCUUCGAGUAUUUUGCAUACAUUAAAUAUUUGGAGAACGAGAACCCAAGCUUUCUCCUUAAGUUAGCUUAUCUUUUUUUUUUUUCAAGUUGUGGAGAACUGCCUCUUACAAUACAGAUGCUUUAUUGGCACUUAACCGUCUUCAGUCAGUUUCAUUUCCUUUGUCAUUCCUUUGAAGAGAUGUACUCGAGAUUGAAAAGUGCAUUGGAAAUACUGAGACAAAGUUUUUUUCCGGGUCACAGUUUUUAGUUUUACUGACUAUUUUGCUCAGUAUACCAGGAAUACAGCAUAAUUAAUUAUAUACGUAACAGGAAAAAUUACUUGCUAACAGAAUAUUGCCUAUGGAAGAGUAACACUGUAUAAUGCUAUUAGUCAUAAUAAAGUUAAGCAAUGGAUCCAAAAUAUUUUAAUAUGUUAUAGAUUAUGUAAAUCAAAAGUGCAUAUUAUGCAGUCUGGUGUAGGAUUUGAUGCAGUAUUUUCUAAUGGAACAAGCCAGUUCUCUUUAUUCAGUAAUAUUUCUAUUUUUACAGCAAUAUGGUUGGCAAUCAGAAUUAUGUAACACUUGGUGCUGCAGAAAUUUUCAAUUUUUUGUGACUAGAAUUGCUAGAGAAGCCUUUCAAAAUCUUAUUCCUAAAAAUGUUUGUGUAUGUUUCCUAGCCUUUCAUAUUGGAGGUAACCCACCUCAUCCAUCCUGCUUUGUUAUGUGGGCAUGUUGCUGGGGUGAGAAAGGGGAUCCCCUCUCCCCCAUCACCACAUGCACAGGAUGGCUAUUCUAUAUAUGAAGGGCUACAGUUUAUAUACCAAGGCAAAACAUGAAGGGCUACAGUUUAUAUACCAAGGCAAAACAGAAAUUACUUAAAAAAUUUGGCAUUUCAACAAAUUAAGGUAUUCCAAAAUUAUAUGAAGCUGGUUGAAAUAUGUUGGGUUCCAGGACAUGUAGGCUUUAUGGGAAAUGACUUUGCUUGAUAUACCUGUUCCUGUCAUGUAUUUUCAGUAAAUGAUAGGCUUUGUGGGUUAACGAAACAAACAAUAACAAAAUAGAUUAAACCCAAUGUUGGAUUGUUGCAUUCCUUCCUCCAAAGUGUCACAAAAUAAUUUUAUCCAAUAUAUUAUUGCAGAACACAGUUGAACAUGUGUGAUGCCAUUGUCGAUUUUACAACUAGCAAUAAAUGCCAAGAAUUCAAAGCAGGUUUGUUAUAAUGAAUUUUGAUAGGUUUUAAAACAUUUAAAUUUAGUUUACUAAAUGAAAUUAGUAUAUUUACUAGGAAUAAGCCUGUUUGGGCCAGCAUAUCAGUGCUCAGAAUACUCAUUCAGUGUUUGGGUUAAACUAUUCAUUGAUAAUGAUAAUAGGACAGUCAAAUAAUCUCUGGGUGGUGGAUAUUGUUUUGAAGGACAUAACUGAAAUUAUCCAAAAAUUAUCUUGGAAUUAAAUUUUCAUUUUCAUAUUUGAUCAGCAACAUUUUCAGCUUAGUAUUGGAUGUAGAAUACCAUUGGGUUUAUGGAAUUUAGGUCAAGCACUAGGACCAUGCAGUCAUUCAGCGCUGAAAAGGAAAUUGAGAGUAGAAAAGCUUGAAUGGUGUAACAAAGAAAACCACGCAGUUUCAAUAAGAAAGAAGUGUUAGUAGGAGAGGGUGGAUAGCAAAAUGGGAGAAAGAGGAUAUGAACAGAGGUACAGUAAAACCAAUGAAAGGGAGUCGCAGCUAGGGUUCAAAGGGAGGAAUGGAGACUGCAAAAAAUCUUAAGCAAUGCUACAGUGCACCACGUGAGUUGCACUGAUGGCACUACUACUCCCAUACUGGGAUCCAAAUUCCAGGAGCAUCUGUAUUGAAAUUUACCGAAAAUUUUGAAGUUUCUAGGCACACAGCUCAGGAUCCAGUCCUAAUGUUAAAGAUUUAAAAAGAACUAGAAGAAGCUCUUUAUCAAGCUAAAAUUAAUUAUUAAAGGUUGACCAGCCACAUUGCUCAGGGAACCAAGGAAAGGUUAAUGCUUAUAGUUUCUUGAAGAUAAGUCUUCCUUAUGAGCAUCUUGUGUAAUAAAACCAAUACAGAACUUAAUAUGGUGCUCACAUGACAAUGUGAAUAAAGAUAAUUUUUAAUCAGAAAUUUGUCAGUUUAAUUUGGCUGGACUGAAAGAGGCUUUCAUGCUUGUUUGUUCAUAGAUAGUAGUUCACAUUUUUGGGAAAAGCUUUAAGAGAGUAUGGUAUAAAGAUUUCAAGGAUUGUGCACAAGGAUUUUAAUUAGAGAAAUUUAAUGCAUUCAUAAGGAAUAAUUGUGAUCUAUACAUAAUUUAAUGUUUAUGCCUAUACAAUUCCUCAUGGUGUUAAUAGUAGAACAGGAAGAAACUUAAAGGAGUUUGCCAUAAGAUUAAAAAAAAAUGGUAUAUGCAAGUCACAAAGAGAUAUUAACAGUUAGUUUCAGUUUUUAAACAGAUUCUCAUGAAUUAUCUUAUUUAGCAAGUUCUUACAUUGUCUGGCAAUAAUUGAUUCUAUACAAGUAAUAAAGUAGAAGUUGUAUUGUUACAUAAUUAGACUAUCUUGCUAUUGUUUGAUCUGUUAUCCAGAUAGAACUUUUGUUUCCUAACUUUGGAACCAGUUUCACACAAACCAACAAGUACGUACACUGCAUUGUAGUAUUUAUGUAAAAGUGAAGUAUAAGAAAAAAAAAUAGUUCACAUAGUUAGUAUUCCUUUUCUUCCAUGGUCCAAAAUUACUGUAAUACUAUUAUAUUGUUGGCCUUGUAAUAUUUUUUGUUUCACUAUAGGGCAAAUUCUCUUUGCUUUGCAAUAGUGUAAAAAUUUGUAUGUUUAGAAAUUCUUUGAAUUGCAUGUAACAAAAUCCAUUUACAUGAAAAGACAUCGAGCAUACCUGUGAAAGUUCUACUGAUUAACUGUAUGUAAACAAACUAGUCCUGUUUAUUUAUGCUUGUCAUUUGAUGUUGGCUGACUGUGUUAAGUAGUGGUUUCUGUUUGUUGAUAUUAUUUUGAUGUGUCAUGUCACCAGUUGCUCAGAAUGAUAAUGGAAUCAGUAUAAAAUGCUGUAAAAUGUCUUACUAAGACUUCAGGUAAUAUUUUAGUUAUUAAGGAUUGAGUAUUUUGCAGUGCUAUUCAUUCUGAUUACAAUUUCUAAACAAGAGCUCAAAUGAAAUGUUAUGUAUUUCAUGGUGUUGAAUAGUGAUGUAGUGUGUAGUGGGAAGACAUUACCCAAAAUGGCUCCCGUAUUUCAUGAUUUUUUGAUAAUUGCCAUAUUGAAAACAUUCCUGAUUGGUAUGGAGAACAGUGUCAUGUUGAUGGGUGGCCAGGUUCAGUAAAUUUCUGUGUAUGCCACACCAUAAUUUCUGGGCUCAGCCGUGUCGCUCCGUGAAAUGUGUCAUAGCAAUAUUUUACUAGAAAUAGUGCUAAAGAGGACACAUUUCACUGGGCGUCACGGCUUCCUCGCCCAGAAAUAGAUUUUUCCUACGUCAAAAUCCCUUUUUUAAGCUCCUGACAACCAAGCUAUAUGCCCAUGGCAGUUUUCAGUAACCCUGUGUUAUCUGAGUUUGUAAAUUUUUGUGUAAUGUGUGACCUGCUUGUUGAAUAUAAUUUUUUUCCACAAAUUUGUUUUUUAUCAGAAGAGAGAGGGGACUGAUUGAUUUGUGCCAUAAGCGAACAAGGUGUAGUUUUGCUUGUUAAUCAGUCUCCAAAGAUACCCUCUCCUUUACCAUACAUAGUUACCAUUAAAGGUUUAUUUUUAGUAUUGACAGAUUUUUUGCUAAUUACUGAAACUGCUAAAUCCAAAUUUCAGUCAGAAGUACUUUUUAACCCUCCUACCCCCUCUGAGUUCCAAAAUCAUGAGUUCACUUGUCCAGCUGAAAUGUGGAUCAAGUAAUGUAAAAGAUCAGGACCUGCAGGCAUUUUUGGAUAUUAAGUGUUAGUGUAAAAAAUAAACCCAUUUCUGUUAAGGGUACGGUCUGCUGAACACAAUUGCAUAGCAAACUAUGUAUAACAGUACUAAUGGUAUAGUAGACAUAUUUGUUUUCUGCAUUUUAAUUUUCGUCCAAGUAGUACAUAUUCCUUUUAUUGUUGCUUUUCAUGCGGUUGUCAAAUGUUUUUUAACUUUAUCUUACUCAUUUUGUCAGCUUGUUGAUUGAAGACAUAGAACAUAAAUCCUUAUGUCCAACCCAGUGAGAGUAGAGAAAAGCAGCUCAGAGGUGUAGUUUUACAAUGAUAGUUUUAUAAUUACAAUGAUGAAAUAAGAAGGGCAGGCUUAGUAAUAAUUAUAGAGGUGAUAAGAGAGUCAGGAUUGAGAUGGUAUGGGCAUGUGUUGAGGAUGGAUGAUGAGCAAGGAGUGAAGAGGGCUUGGAAGAAACCUAGUAGAGGAAGAAGAUCAAGAGGGAGAGAGAAUUAGAUGGUGAAAUAAAGUGAAGGAAGAUAUGGAGAGAAGAGGUUUGGUGGAGGAUGAUGCCUUUGAUAGUGGAGAGGGCGCAUCAGGCAACUGACCCCUUAAUGUAGGGAUAAUGGUGGGAAAGAAGAGGUAGAAUGAUAAUAGUACAUCUUAGUAUUUAUCUUUAUUCAAUUUUUAUUAAGUUGCUGUCACAUGGUCUAUUUCAUGUACCCUCUUUUAAUGCUGUACCAUGUAUAAUACAUCAAGUGGUGUUCAUGUGGGUGCAAGGGCUGGAUUGUUUCUGACGUAAAUAGGAAUUUUUCUUAUUUCAGUUGCUUUUAUCCAAGUGUUGUACUGAAAUGUUCUUAAUAUUAUCCAUUUUGUAUGAAAGUUUAUAAUUGAGAAUGUUAUGCCUUUAAGAAAGUUAUUAGUGCUUUGUAGAUUUGUUUUAAAAAGACUUUAACCUUUAAUGGACAGAUCCCCUCAUGAGUUGCAAUAACAGGUUUUGGGUGGUUGACGGAUCCACUCAUAGUAAUAUUACGCGCUAUUGAUUUAAAGGAAUCGGAUAGGAAAGAGUUUCCAUUACCUCUAUAGCCCAUAAAUUCACAUAUGGCAACUUUUUGACUGGCUAAAAUCAAGAAUCAGGCAGCUCAUAAGCAAGUUGUGAUCUUGACUUUAAGGGAGCAAGUACUACUACCUCUCUCUCUCUCUCACACAUUAUGUCUUCUUAUAUAUUUCCUCAUAAAUAUACCCAGGGGUUGCUGUUGGUUUUAGUUCUUAUCUUUUAUGAUAGUAUGUCAGUUAUAAUUGCAAUUUUGCAAAGAAAUAUUAGAAAAGACAUGUAUAAUCCAAAAAAGUUACUGCACCUUCGAGCUCAGUAAAUUUAUGUAAAUAUUUUACAACAAAUAUACUACUCCGAAUUUGUUACUGAUUUUAGUUCUUAUCUGUUUUGAUAUUGUAUAAGCUGUAAUUAUAAUUUUACAAAAUAGAAUAGAUUUAUUUAUUAGAAAAAACAUGUAUAACUUGGUAAAAUUUACGAUUGUCUUGUAAAAGACAGGCCCCACAAUUUCAACUUCUUGUAGAAGGUAGGGAAAAUUUGUUCCUUACACCUUGUGCAUUUACAUUUCUUCUUUCCAUUGAUUUGUUUAUUUUUUUCUUGAACUGGCCAACCUCAAACAUUACCUGACCUGGGGUGCUGCAUAUUGAUUUUUUAGCCUAGCUCUGCAUUGCAUGUGAUCCUAGAAUAAGCAAAUAAUUUUCUAACUGUUGUUUGGAAUAAUAAUAAUUAAAAGAUCAGUCCAUUCUUUGAAUAAUAUACGGUAUAAUCUUAAUAGUCACUGGCUGCAUCAGUAAACUCUGAUCCCAAGAUGCCAAAAGUUGCAAAAAAGUGGCUGUGUGAGAGAAUUAUUAUCUGAAAAAAAAAGUGGCUAAGUUUAAAUAGAGCACAUUCAAGUAUAAGGACAAUUACUAGUUCGCUAGUAUGCCCCAGUCUACUUAUUUAAAAGUUUUAAGGAGAUCAAAAACUUAUGCAGGGGUAAUGUUUUCUGAUAUGUACUUGGAUAAAUGCAAAAACUUAUGCAGGGGUAAUGUUUUCUGGUAUGUACUUGGAUAAAUGAUAUGUUCUGUUGAUAAAUGGUUGUAACUUUCAUUGAGGAAGCUUGAGAAAUAUGGGAGUUUUCAUGUCGUUAACUUCAUGGUUUCUUGUUUGUUGUAUGAAAAGAGAUAACAUCUUUCAUGUGAUCCUUGUAUGUUUUUUUAUUUUGAUUAUUUUUGAAGUGACUUGAAUCUCAAUUUUUUUUUAUUCUGAAUUUUUAGAAAUUUUGAAGUUAUGAGGAAAGCAAGUCUUAAGUCUUUAUAUUUAAAAUCUUGGGAAAGUUUCAAACAUAAUAAAACUGGAAAUUCCAUAUUUUUAUGUACAGGAAGUUAAUGAAGUUGGUAAAAUGUACUUUGGAUUUUAUUGAUUUAUGUUUAUGAAAAUCACUUAUUGACUAAAAAUAUGUGAAUAGUGGCAAAGAAUUGGUGAAGUAUGCAAUUAGUUGUUUAAAUUCCAUUGUGUCACUUAUGAAGUGCCAAGUGCUUUGCUAUAUUAUCACCUGUGAGGAAGUUUCAUGGUGUCCUUUAUUAAAGGAUGUUUUCUUUUUGUAAUAAAUACUCCAACUAGA